This is a messenger RNA of Pangasianodon hypophthalmus (striped catfish), 1364 nucleotides long. It is a transcript of the gene ndufaf1, whose product is annotated as NADH:ubiquinone oxidoreductase complex assembly factor 1. NCBI's taxonomy places the organism in Eukaryota, Metazoa, Chordata, Actinopteri, Siluriformes, Pangasiidae. Gene Ontology annotation, biological process: mitochondrial respiratory chain complex I assembly; mitochondrial electron transport, NADH to ubiquinone. The transcript is spliced from 5 exons. The record is from RefSeq and is a predicted model, not a curated record. Bases 222 to 1124 code for a protein of 300 amino acids. Gene Ontology annotation, cellular component: mitochondrion.
ACAUUUUUUAAUGCGACGCACCGCAAUGGCGGCUCACAGCAAGAUGAAUGUCAGAAUGUUUCUUUACAGUAAUACUUGUUCUGACGUUAGAAAUAGCUUUUGCUUUUAAUUUGCACUGAGUCGUAGCUUGUAAUGUUUGUGAUUCUACACAACAGUGUCACAAUUCGCUUUUUUCUUGCUCUUAUUUCCGGAGACAUUUGGAUGCUUUGAGCUCAGAGGUUAUGGCUCUGUCAGGGAGGAUGCUGAAAACCUCCAGCAUCUUCCAGAGACAUCUCUUUGAGCCGCACAUCGCUGGUCCUGUCUCCCUGAGCAUCAGGACUGUGUAUGAGCGGGACUACCGCAGACCAGGCCAGGCUCCGGACACGCGAUGGCCCUGGCAGAAGAUCAACUUCGACUUCUCAAAGGGUGUUGACGGGAUAAAGAAGCACUUCGGGCUCCUGAAGGACGAGUUCCUGGAGCGCUGGUCGGGGCCCGAGGGCCGGCCGCUGGAGGUGCACAUGCUGGAGCAGACGCGCAUGCUGUGGGAGUUCCGUGGCCCCGAGUCGCUCAGUCAGUGGGUGGUCACCUCUGACCGGGAGAUCGGCGGCCGGAGUGAGGCGUACAUCAAGCUGGGGAGGAAUAACUCCACCUGCAUGUUGUACGGCUCUCUGUGCUCGGCUCCACCUCAGGACGGAGAGACACGCUACAGCGGAUACUGCACCAUGCGCUCCAAACAGCCUCGGGCUUCAUUCGACAGGAAGAAGCACUUUGAUUGGUCGAGCUUCAACACUCUGUAUUUGCGUAUCCGUGGAGACGGCAGGCCGUGGAUGGUGAACAUCUCCGCCGAGACCUACUUCUCUCACCAGAGAGACGACAUGUACAGCUACUUCCUGUACACUCGAGGGGGUCCGUACUGGCAGGACGUUAAGAUCCCCUUUUCUAAAUUCUUCCUCUCAAGCCGAGGGAGAGUACAAGACGACCAGCACGCCCUCUGGCUGGACAAGGUGAACACUAUCGGCUUCACGCUGGGAGAUAAAGCUGAUGGACCCUUUCAGUUAGAGAUCGACUUCAUCGCUGUGUGUAACGAUCGCGCUCACACAGAGGAGUUUGCGUAUGAACUGUACAAGAGGAACCCAGAGGUGUAACGGACAGAAACUGUGACCUUGAGCUUGAUGGAAAAUUGUUGGGUGUUCAAUUUCAUGAACUUAUAAUGCCACACACACACACACAACCAAGGACAUAGAAAUACAAAAACACGACAUUGUUUAAUAGUGAAUGAAAGCAGAGCUUAAACAUCUAUGACAAUGUUUUUUGCCAACAAAAUUCAUUCCUCCAUCGUGACUGGUCGAUAUACAGAUAGAUAUAAAACAAGGUCUGAAAACGAA